This is a messenger RNA of Myotis myotis, 778 nucleotides long. RefSeq lists its product as uncharacterized. Lineage: Eukaryota; Metazoa; Chordata; Mammalia; Chiroptera; Vespertilionidae. The transcript has 3 exons. The record is from RefSeq and is a predicted model, not a curated record. The coding region runs from base 1 to 744 and encodes 247 amino acids.
AUGCCUGUCCCGGCGCCUCAGGUUCUCCCCGGGGGCAGACUGCCCGAGACCGAACACGGGCCUUCCCGUGCGCUCAGCUCCCGGAGCCCCAGCCCCGGAGACCCCGCCGCCGCCGCCUCCCCCAGCCCCGGGCGCUCACCAAGCUCACAGGUGCUCCUGCUCAGCCCCGCGUGGACCACGCCGGAACCGGAAAUGCGGCCUACUGGAGGCGCCCCGCCCCGGGGAUCCGACCGCGGGGACCGCCGCCCUCAGCUACAACUAUUUACUCUUCUGGGUUUCCGAGCCGCGUCUGCUCCGGACGCCCGAGCGACCCGGAGGCCGUGGCGACGGUGCGGCCUGACGCCGUUCCUCGCUGCGGGACAGAAGCAGGAAGUAGCACUUCCGGUCACCCUGCGCCACCUUGCCGACCCCCGACGGGCCUGGUGGGGUAUCGCUGGGUUGGGAGUCGCUGUGGCUCGACCGCUUGCUCGGGAACAGCAGACUCAGGGCAGGGACAGACUGACCCACGUGGAAUGCCUCGGCCUUCCUCUGACCCCGGGAAAGGACUUUCCGUGGGAGAACGCAGCCUCUUGCCGCUUUCUUCUAGCACAGGUUUGCCCAUUCCACCCGAGGGACUGCUGCGGGUUCAUCCAAGCCCAUCCCGGGUCUCCAGGGUGGAGGAUGCCCCGGACCAGCAUGUCAAACUGGCACCCCAUGGGCCGCAUGCAGCCCACAAGGAAUAUUUUUGCAGCCCAGCCAAUGUAACGGUAUGUAAAAAACGUUUUAAUAAAAAGUUCAU